AUGGCCAACAAGGAUUUCAGAUACCCGUCACCUGCCGACUCGCACAACUACGUGUAUGAUUUUCCAGACCAUAUUCGCCGUAAACACGGCGAACUGAAUGAGGGCCUUGAAGCUGGUCAUCGGAUACGUCUUCCUAUACCAGAUAUCCGGUUCGAACAGACAUACCUUAGCCGCGUGCAGACGUGCCUUCAUGUGGAAGAAAUAGCGGGAAGAGGAGGCGGUGUCGACCCUCCAUCAUCCACUGACGACUCAUUCACCGUUGCUACACAUGUCAUACCAGUCAUCACUUCAUCACAACAAAUCACACGCGUUGACUGGGGAAAACUAGCUUGGAUCACGGUUCGUGAUCAGGUAAUUAUGCCGCUGUUGCAAGGGAUGCUUUGGGGCAUCGUUGGAACAUACUACCGCCCCUUUGUUGGCGUUAUGAAGGACAGUCUUCGUAGUAAACCCGCUUCAUCCCUCCCAGUGGAAGGCGAAGGCGUGGGAUUGUUAAGGAGCUGGGCAAAGAAGUUGGGUCUCGGCCAACUUACAAUUGGACCUGUUAGCACGACAUCAAGGUUGUAGUCUUCAUGCAUCUGGCGAAUCAUGAUCAUGACCGGUUGACCUUCCAUCAAUCAUCAAUGUUUGCAUACUGUCCGAAUCAUACAAUAUGCUACCUACAGAAGGAAAGAUGCAUAUGACCACGAAAGGACUCGAUCUGAUGCAGACAAAAGGUUUUCAUACUGACAGUAUAUUUCCUUACAGAAUCACUCCAGACCUAGUAGUCCGUCGGUGUCCAGUACUUCGAGUACCCGUCUUAUAGGAUGGUGUUAGAGCGUAGC
Suillus fuscotomentosus is the source of this 821-nucleotide messenger RNA. RefSeq lists its product as uncharacterized. The record is from RefSeq and is a predicted model, not a curated record. The transcript has 2 exons. Gene Ontology annotation, biological process: mitophagy. NCBI's taxonomy places the organism in Eukaryota, Fungi, Basidiomycota, Agaricomycetes, Boletales, Suillaceae. Gene Ontology annotation, molecular function: mitochondrion autophagosome adaptor activity. The coding region runs from base 1 to 564 and encodes 187 amino acids.